Molecule: messenger RNA, 2538 nt
Organism: Zea mays
Lineage: Eukaryota; Viridiplantae; Streptophyta; Magnoliopsida; Poales; Poaceae
Product: RING-H2 finger protein ATL43
Exons: 1
Coding region: 594-1787 (397 amino acids)
Source: RefSeq, a predicted model, not a curated record
UCCGAAUCCAAAAGGAAAGACGAAUUAACAUACGACAAAGAUAUUCUCAUCGCUACAUAUGCAGCUGCUGCGCUCUUCCUAUUUAUUAUUCAGAAAAAAAUAAAUUAAAUAAACUAUUAAGUUCCUCGUCUGACACAUGGCCCCACCGAGCCACAACUAAACUGUCAGUGUCCCUGUGUACUGUACUCCACUGUACUGAUGCCACUCGUUCAUCAGCUCAGCUCGAUUCAUCACUCGGCGACAAGCCGCACGCGGGUGGCCUCACCGGCGGAGCAGCGCAGCUGACCUGGACCCCACCAACCGAGGCCCCCACGGCCUCGUCUCCCCGCCACGAGGCCCCAUCGCCGGGAGAUCGGCUCACCGCGCCCACUUCUGGGGCUAGUAGCCUAGCCUAGCCUGCUGCUGCUUCACUCCUAGUCUCCACCGCUAUUAUUACUACCCCUACUACCUCUUGGUUACAAAUCGCGAACGCUUGUGGUGGCAGCAUCGGCAGCGCCACCCGCACCCGGCAGCAGCAGCGCUUGUGGUGUGGCUCACUGGCUCCUGUGUCGGUCACGGCCUCGACCGAUCGCCUGCUGCUGCGAGAGGAGGCGAUGGAGCCGGCGCGGCGGCUCCUGCUGUCGGACUACGACGGCGCGAUCGAGUCGCCGCUGCCGUCGCCGCCGCCCUCCUCGGCCACGCCGUUCCGCCCCGGGGUGGCCGUCGUCGUCGGCAUCCUCACCAGCGUCUUCUCCAUCACGUUCCUGCUCCUUCUCUACGCCAAGCACUGCAAGCGCAGCGCUGCGGAGUCGUCGGGGCCCUACGGGAGCGCCGGCUCGGGCGGUGGGUUCGGGUCCUCCGGCAACGGCGCGGGCGGGGACCGGAGGAACUCCGGCGUCGACCGCGCCGUCGUGGAGUCCCUCCCCGUCUUCCGCUUCGGCGCGCUGCGCGGGCAGAAGGAAGGCCUCGAGUGCGCCGUCUGCCUCGGCCGGUUCGAGCCCACGGAGGCGCUCCGCCUCCUGCCCAAGUGCCGCCACGGCUUCCACGUCGAGUGCGUGGACACGUGGCUCGACGCGCACUCCACCUGCCCGCUCUGCCGCUCCCGCGUCGACCCGGAGGACGUCCUCCUCCUCCCGGAGCCGCCCAAGCCGUCUACCACGGGCCCUCCUGACCCACCGGAGACGAAGGCGGCGGCGGCGGCGGCGGCGGGCAAAGAGCCGGCUCCGGCUCCGCCUCCAGCUCCAGCCCCAACGCCCGCGCAGUCCGGUAGGAGGAUCUCUGGCCGGCACUCCACGGGGUCAGUGCGCGCGCCUGGGCGUGUCGGCCCGGCCUCGCGGCGGUCGGCCGACGGCGGCGUCGCCGUCGGCUGCUUCGACGGCGCCAAGGUGCGGAAGGACCGCGUGCUGCUGGUGGAGCCGGCGGCCGUGGUGGCAGAGCCAGACCCGGUGGCGUUCGACCGGCGGUUCGGGCACCGCAUCCUGGUGAGCACCGCGGGCGGGUGCAAGGGCGAGACGGCCCCCGCGGCGCAGCAGCGGUGGAGCGACCUGCGACCGUCCGACCUCAUGUUCGUCCGCGCCGAGUUCCUGGUCACCGACGCCGGCCGCCACUCCUGCUCCGCGGCCGUGAACUCCGGCAACGCCAGGAGCGCCAUCGGCGUGCGCAGCGUGUCGGAGCUGGCGGGGGUGCGCCGUCUCCCGCCCAUCCGCGCCGGAGCGUGCGAGGGCGAGCCACGAGCCGGCGGCGGUGGCGCCCGGCGGUGGCCCGGGUCGAGCUGGUGGGCGCCACGUGGGGACCCCGGCCGUGCGUAACGGCCCUAUCGCCUAGGCCUGCGUGGGUCGGGACCCCACGUUGCAGCCGGGAGAAAGCUUUUCCGCCGUCGACGUCGUUCAUGCCAAACUACCCCCUGAGAUGCCACGGAAUUACACAGAUCAGUAUAAAGCGGCGGCGCGCUGGCCCUCCCGUCUCGGCUCUCUACUCCGCGGUCGGCGGCGCGUCACGUGAUGGGCAGCGUGGGAAUUAUAUAUGUAACUGGCGGGGGGGGGGGGGGGGGGGGGGGGGGGGGGCGCUCCCUACUUUCGUCCGGGGCCACGCCGGCCCGCCUCGGAAGCCGCGCCGGAGAGCGAGGAGGAGACGCGGAAGGGAUGUUGCUUUCGCGGGAAUCUCGAGGCGGGUGUGUUGGUCCUGUUGGCUCUCUGGCUGUGGCUGGUGGUACGUGCGGCGCGGAUUGGUUGCGUCCCCGCCCGCAGAUGCCGCCGCGGGCAUCGAGGCUUGGCCGCGGAUCCCCUGCGGCCGGCCCCGGACCGGAGGUGUGGCGACCGGCCGGGGGCGGUGCGUGCCCGUGCCCGUGCGUGCGGCUGCGCAGGUGAGGUUUUGGCGGCUUGCGUCGGGCGGGUCGGGGGUUAGGGAACCAUACGAAAGCUGAAGCGUGCUUGUGUAGUUGUACUGCUGCCUGCUAGAAAUUCUUUUGUCUCUCUUUGCGUGAGGUGGAAAGUAAGGAAAGCGCCGCGGCUUUUUUGGUGUACUGCUACUACCACUUCAAAGGACAUGUGACUUGGCCGA